Folsomia candida is the source of this 2440-nucleotide messenger RNA. RefSeq lists its product as uncharacterized. The record is from RefSeq and is a predicted model, not a curated record. Lineage: Eukaryota; Metazoa; Arthropoda; Collembola; Entomobryomorpha; Isotomidae. The transcript is spliced from 10 exons. The coding region runs from base 1065 to 2153 and encodes 362 amino acids.
AGUUCCCAUGGAAAUAAAAAAAUCUUGGCAUGAAAAAAACCCAAACCACUGCAGUCUCUCUUAGACACAACUGCAGCUGCACAAACACAACCCAGGGCUGGGCACAAAAAACCACACACAGUAAUCACACACGAUGUAAAACCAAAUGGAGAAACACCCCCUGGAACUCUCAUCAUCACCAUCGGACCCCACCCACACCCACCACUCCCCUCCUCCCCCCAUAACCCCCAUCUCCUCCUGACCACAGCCCUCCCCCCUCCCACCAGCUUUAUUCCUACUCCAAUUUCCCCAUAAAUCUCCCAAAAUCGCACUUUUCCCAAUUAUCCAACGUUCAAAAUUUAUUCCAAGUCGAUUCCGAGGAGGAUGAAGAAUUUCCACAAAAAAACCAAGUCAAACAUCUGAAUCACAAUCAGCUGGAGAGCGUUAAGAGGAGGGGCACCUUCACCCUCCAAUCCACGACAUCCAAACCCACAACCUACAAGCUCUCCCCACUGCUCCAAAAAGGCUCGGAAAUCGCCUACGAAGAGUUCCUCGACUCGAUCGCCUUUCUCGGUCGGAUUUUGUUCAUCUACGUCCCUCGAAUUUUAACGUUUCUAUGGAAAUCUCUAAAAGAAUUGGGCUUAGCUGGAUUCCACUUUAUAAACAUUUUGAUCGGGUUAAAAACCACGAAGGUGACGGAUCUGGAGAAGAAAAUCCACUUUGAAAGAUGCAAAUUUUUAGUGGCAGAGUUGCGGGUGGGGGGUGGGAAGACGACGCUGCACCCCCUGGCGCGCUACAUCCAGCACCAGAUCGCCAAGAGCAAAAAGGAGCGGAUUUUACUGCUGAAUAAUCAGAAGCCGCCGCCGAUUCCGUACAAGUUUUUUACGCCAAAGGGCUUGGAGGUGGAUUUGUCCUUGUUUGACAGGUCGCUGUUCACGAGGAUCACGCCGAUUUUGGGGAAAAUAUUGGAAAAGACUAAUAAGACGGACUCUUGGUUUUUGCAGCAACGCGAGCGGAUCGUGUGUUCCCUCGGCACGGACAAAUCCUUCGAAUUCGAAGCCAAUCAGCAAAUCCACCAGGAAUACAUGACACGACUCGUCAACGAGAUCUUCAAACACGGUCAGGAGCUGGACAAUUUAGAUCACUUGCUAGUGGAGCAAGUGGGCGUUUGGAGCUGUUUGAGAUGCUGCCUCGACGCGCUUCACAAUUCGCACCUCCCCGCCCACAUCCAGCAAGAGCUCAAGAAAAUAAAAAACUCCUCCCCCCUGUUGUCACGUGACGAGGUGUGGUUACGCGAACAGGAAAAACGCGUUGUCAUGGAAUUUUACGAAAGAAAUAAAUUCACCGCUCACGAAAUCGCGUUGGAAGAAUUGAGGAAAAAAUCCCUGUUUCAAGCGAGUUAUUUCGUCUCCAGGGAUUUGUACUUUUUGAGAGAGACCGCCCCAAUUCUGGAAAAGGAAUUAAGUCGCCAACGGCAACCGUGUAAAGUUUACGAGUGGAAAGUUGCCUAUAAAGAUGAGCCACUCUUCACCACCACCAGCUCAACAAUCUUCCACCGAUUAUUCUCCACUUUAAUUUACCGUUACCUAGCAACCUUACUCACCCUCCUUUACUACUCCCUCCAAAAAAUCCCCCUGGACUCCCCCUAUUCCUACCAAGUCCUGUAUAAAAAAACCCACUCCUCCCCCACGUCAAAACCCCACCGGACCCUCCACAGCGAACUCUUCCGCACCUGGCGCCUCGUUUCCAAGGAGAGAUCAAAAUAUUUAUCAAGUUUACACACAAAAAAAAUAAACAGUCGUCAUGGAAACUUUAUUAAUUUCACAAUUUUACAAAGAUUAGAAAACUUGGGAAACUUGUUUAAAUGGUAUUUCUACGGCGUUGCCAUGACGAUAUUUUGGACUGUGAUUUAUAGUUUUGCAAUUUUAGUGAUUAAUUUAUCGUGUUUGGUUGUCGUGGUUACGUGCGUUUUGUGGCCGAUGGUUUAUUGCCUGGGUUACCAUGGUUUUUGUGUUUUAGUUAAAGAUUUGGAUGGGGAUGAGUAUUAUGGGUAUUUUCCGGUGGGGAAGUUUCUAUGGGUCGUGGGGGUUAGUGGGGUUAAGAUUGCGGGAGGGGUGUGGUUUUACUGGUGGGGUGCCCCCUGGGGGGUGUGGUCGUGUUUUUGGUCUCCCUGACGACCUACUUAAUCCGCCUUGGCUACGACUCGCUAAUCUACAACCUCCUGAUAAAAAAGCACGCCCGCGUUCCCAUGGAAACCACCUCGCUCCUCGAGAUCCUCCCAAAACAGCGUAAACUUUAUAAAAUUACGGAAAAACAAGCCUUGUUAAUUUUACUCACAAAAUUAGAGCUCGAAAAACUCACACAUUUUCAAAACUCGACCCUCAAAAAAUUAAACCAACCCAUUUUCGAGUACGAAACCUUUUUCGAACAGUUUCUAAGCCCGUUUUCUUGUAAUUUAAAC